AAAGACAUACAGUAACCAGGCUAUGCUACAGUGACAGACAGUAGCUCCAGUCCAGAGCGACCUGUCAAAUCCGAUUAGGGCUGUUUUCACCGUUUGUUCACUCAACCAAUUUUGGUUUUACGCAGCUACAGCCUGAACGAAACGAUUUUGCGAUUUUCCAUUUUGAAUAUACAUUUUCUUGUCAUUUGGGGCCGUUUGGAACACGUUCUGAAAGUCUGAGGCAUUGCAACGUGGGUGUAUAGAUUUAUUUCUGGUUGGUGAGUCCAUCUGAGUGAGUAGAAGGCGCUAGUCUGCUGCUUUGCAGCGCGCUGCGUGGAUAGGACUCCAAACUUUUCCCUGCACGUCCGUGGUAAACUUGGAUUACCCCUCUCGCUGCUCCACAUCUACUUCCUCUCUCUCAUUUCCUGUCCAACUCUCUUUGAAAAUAUGAGAGAGAUGUCACAGAUAUGACAUCAACAACAACGAUCACUUAUUGAAAUCGACAGCGAGAAGGGGUCUCACGGAAAAUGCAGAAGAGCGUGCGAUAUAAUGAGGGCCACGCUCUAUAUCUGUCGGUUGUCGCGCGCAAAGAGGGCACAAAACGCGGUAUCCUGAGCAAGAAGUCUACGGAGAACAGUCGGUGGAACGACAAGUACUUCGCUCUCUACCAGAAUGUGCUCUUUUACUUCGACAACGACCAGAGCACGCGGCCCUCUGGGAUCUACUUGCUGGAGGGGUGCACGUGCGAGAGGGUUCCCGCGCACAAAGGCUCCACCGUCAGCAAGGAGACCGUGGACAAGCAGCAGCACUACUUCCUGUGGUGUUUGGCCAUACGGUCAGAAGCCUCUGAGCUGCGGACAGAGGAGGAGUCAGACUGCAAUAAGUGGGUGGAGUAUAUCCAACAGGCCAGUUACUCUGACAAUCAUCAUUGAGCGUGAGGUCCUGAUGCAGAAGUACAUCCACCUGGUCCAGAU
Molecule: messenger RNA, 953 nt
Organism: Salvelinus sp. IW2-2015
Lineage: Eukaryota; Metazoa; Chordata; Actinopteri; Salmoniformes; Salmonidae
Source: RefSeq, a predicted model, not a curated record